Messenger RNA from Corythoichthys intestinalis (scribbled pipefish), 887 nucleotides. RefSeq names its product trafficking protein particle complex subunit 4 (gene trappc4). The record is from RefSeq and is a predicted model, not a curated record. Gene Ontology annotation, cellular component: TRAPP complex. Gene Ontology annotation, biological process: endoplasmic reticulum to Golgi vesicle-mediated transport. NCBI's taxonomy places the organism in Eukaryota, Metazoa, Chordata, Actinopteri, Syngnathiformes, Syngnathidae. Bases 15 to 674 code for a protein of 219 amino acids. The transcript is spliced from 5 exons.
CCGAAGUCGCAAAGAUGGUGAUUUUCAGCGUGUAUGUUGUCAACAAGGCUGGAGGUUUAAUUUACCAGUAUGACAACUACGUGCCGAGAGCAGAGGCUGAAAAAACGUUUAGUUACCCUUUAGAUCUGGUCCUCAAACAUCACGACGAGAAGGUGGUCGUCUCGUUCGGCCAGAGGGACGGAAUCAAAGUGGGCCAUGCAGUGCUUUCCAUCAAUGGGAUUGACGUGGUUGGAAAGAGUACAGCCGAUGGGAAAGACAUUCUUGAAUACUUGAAAGAUUCCUCCAAUUAUCCAGUAUCGAUUCGAUUUGGACGGGCACGACUCAGUUCCAAUGAAAAACUGAUGUUAGCUUCUAUGUUCCAUUCGUUGUUCGCUAUUGGAUCACAGCUGUCUCCAGAGGUUGGAAGUUCAGGGAUUGAGAUGCUGGAAACGGAUGUGUUCAAACUUCACUGUUUCCAGACUCUUACUGGAAUAAAAUUCAUUGUACUGGCAGACCCGCGACAAGCUGGCAUUGAUGCUCUUCUCAGGAAAAUUUAUGAGAUCUAUGCAGAUUUUGCUCUAAAGAAUCCAUUUUACUCCCUGGAAAUGCCUAUCAGGUGUGAACUUUUUGACCAGAACUUAAAAAGUGCACUGGAGAUUGCAGAGAAGGCUGGUAACUUUGGAGCUGGGUCGUGAUGAAGAAAACAACAAACAACAUUGUUAGUUUUUUUGUUGAUUAGUUUUUUUUUGUUGAUUUAUAAAAUGAUGUCCCAUUGAGAAUGCAAUGACUGCACUGUACAUACAUAUUGUGUAAAUACUAUUAAACUGAAAUAUUUCAAGUGUUUGUGUACAAGGUAGCUCAUAAGAACACUGAAAUAUUUGUCUUUUUAAUAACAUAACAAAACAAAA